Molecule: messenger RNA, 785 nt
Organism: Arabidopsis arenosa
Lineage: Eukaryota; Viridiplantae; Streptophyta; Magnoliopsida; Brassicales; Brassicaceae
Source: the annotation of a GenBank genome assembly
UUCUCCCUUCAAUUAUCUAUCACACCACCACUCUCUCUCUUUCUCUCCAAAUAUGGCUAAGAUGGGCUUGAAACCCGACCCGGCUACUACUAACCCGACCAACAAUAAUGCCAAGGAGAUUCGUUACAGAGGCGUUAGGAAGCGUCCUUGGGGCCGUUAUGCCGCCGAGAUCCGAGAUCCAGGCAAGAAAACCCGUGUCUGGCUUGGUACUUUCGAUACCGCUGAAGAGGCGGCGCGUGCUUACGAUACGGCGGCGCGUGAUUUUCGUGGAGCUAAGGCUAAGACCAAUUUCCCGACUUUUCUCGAGCUGAGUGAUCAGAAGGUGCCUACCGGUUUCACGCGUAGCCCUAGCCAGAGCAGCACGCUUGACUGUGCUUCUCCUCCGACGGUGGUUGUGCCAUCAGCGACGGUUGGGAAUGUUCCGCCGCAGCUUGAGCUUAGCCUCGGAGGAGGCGCGUGUUAUCAGAUCCCGAUGGCGCGUCCUGUCUACUUUUUGGACCUGAUGGGAAUCGGGAACGUAGGUCGUGGUCAGCCUCCUCCUGUGACAUCGGCGUUUAGAUCGUCGGUGGUGCAUGUUCCGACGAAGAUGGCUUGUGGGGCCCAGAGCGACUCUGAUUCGUCUUCCGUCGUUGAUUUCGAAGGUGGAAUGGAGAAGAGAUCUCAGCCGUUCGAUCUAGAUCUAAACUUGCCUCCCCCGUCGGAACAAGCCUGAGCUUUUAACGGUGUCGUUUCAAUUCGAUGCGCAUGCGUUUUUUUUCCUUUGAGCUGGGAGAAUUCGUUUUUCA